This is a messenger RNA of Mauremys reevesii (Reeves's turtle), 684 nucleotides long. RefSeq names its product olfactory receptor 52N2-like. The transcript is spliced from 4 exons. NCBI's taxonomy places the organism in Eukaryota, Metazoa, Chordata, Testudines, Geoemydidae. Gene Ontology annotation, cellular component: membrane. The record is from RefSeq and is a predicted model, not a curated record. Gene Ontology annotation, molecular function: G protein-coupled receptor activity; olfactory receptor activity. Gene Ontology annotation, biological process: G protein-coupled receptor signaling pathway. The coding region runs from base 1 to 684 and encodes 227 amino acids.
AUGCCGCUGCAGGGCAUUCCUGGCCUGGAGGUGGCCCAUGUCUGGAUCUCCAUCCCCUUCUGUGCUAUGUACGCAAUAGCCAUCUUGGGAAACUUCACCAUCCUGUUCGUAGUGAAGAAGGAGCAGAGCCUCCAUGCCCCCAUGUACUAUUUCCUCUGCAUGCUGGCCAUCACUGACCUGGUCCUGUCUACAUCCACGCUGCCCAAAAUGUUGAGCAUCUUCUGGUUCAAUUCCAGGGAGAUCAGUUUCAGUGCCUGCCUCACCCAGAUGUUCUUCAUUCACUGCUUCACGGUGAUGGAGUCUGGGAUCCUCGUAGCCAUGGCUCUGCAUCGCUAUGUGGCCAUCUGCCAUCCCCUGAGACAUUCCACCAUCCUGGCAAACCCGGUGGUGGUGAAGAUUGGCCUGGCCGUGGUGCUGCGCGGUGGCAUGCUCAUACUGCCCCAACUCAUCCUGACAAGGCAGUGGCCAUAUUGUAAAAGCAACAUCAUCCCCGACACAUAUUGCACGCACAUAGCCGUGGUAAAGCUGGCUUGCGCCGAUACCCACAUCAAUAGUUACUACGUCCUCUUUGUGCUAUUCUGCCGUCAGACCGACCUGCGUUCAGAGCUGGCUGGGUUUGUCUUGGGAAAGCACGAGGAGGCAAUACCACCUUAUGAAGGAAGGGGGCGUAAUGCCUGCCAGUGA